Suillus fuscotomentosus is the source of this 150-nucleotide messenger RNA. RefSeq lists its product as uncharacterized. The coding region runs from base 1 to 150 and encodes 49 amino acids. The transcript is spliced from 2 exons. NCBI's taxonomy places the organism in Eukaryota, Fungi, Basidiomycota, Agaricomycetes, Boletales, Suillaceae. The record is from RefSeq and is a predicted model, not a curated record.
AUGAGCCCCUGGGGCAUACUCAAUGGUAUGGGCAUGGCAGACCCCAAACCCCAGUUCUCCUACGUAGUUGAGAAGCUGUGCAAAUACAAACUUGCAUACAUCCAUGUCAUGGAGCCGAUGCCUGCUGAAGUCACAAUAGAGCAGGAAUAG